This is a messenger RNA of Oncorhynchus nerka (sockeye salmon), 717 nucleotides long. RefSeq names its product leucine-rich repeat-containing protein 24-like. The record is from RefSeq and is a predicted model, not a curated record. The transcript is spliced from 2 exons. The annotation marks the transcript as partial. NCBI's taxonomy places the organism in Eukaryota, Metazoa, Chordata, Actinopteri, Salmoniformes, Salmonidae. Gene Ontology annotation, molecular function: axon guidance receptor activity. Gene Ontology annotation, biological process: synapse organization; homophilic cell-cell adhesion. Gene Ontology annotation, cellular component: neuronal cell body; plasma membrane; axon.
GUGUGUAUCCCUCCUGUGUUACACCUGGAGCCCAGCCAUCUCACCGUGCAGCUGGGAGAGAGUCUCAGAGUGGCCUGUCAGGCCUCUGGAUACCCCCGGCCCCUGGUCACCUGGAGAAAGAUCUCAAUGGGCAGGGCACUGCUAGGGCCCAGAGGACUGCUGCAGGAGCUGGGAGGAGAGGGGGUGAAGAGGAGACAGGAGCUGGGAGGAGAGGGGAUGAAGAGGAGACAGGAACAGGAGCAGGGAGGAGAGGGGGACAUGAGGAGACAGGAAAGAGGAGGAGGGGUAGCAAGGGAUGUGCGGGGGCCAGUUGGCGUGGCGACCGAGGAGGAAGUGGAGGGGGGAGAGAGGGAGAGCUUCGACCCAGACACAGGAAGUGGAAUGCUGUACCUAAGCAACGUGACGGUGGCUCACGCCGGGCACUACGUGUGCGAGGCCUUGAACCCUGGGGGCGUGGCCCAUAUGACCUUUCACCUCGCCAUCAACAUGACAUCAUCAACCGCACUCUGGCCUCGGCUGCACUCCGCCUCGUCGUCCCUCUACCUGGGGGAGGUGGUCGGGGUCAGCCAAGAGCCCCUGUACGAGGUGGGCAGUAUGGACUUCUCGGCUCUGGGCCCGGCCACUCAGACAGUCAUCGCAGUGAGCAUCUCUCUGCUGGUUCUGAUUGUUCUGCUUUUACUGCUUAUGAUCUACAGUCGCCAGCAGCAACACAAACAG